AUGCGUCUUGACUCGUUUGCUUAUGCGCGUGUGCUGAAGGAGCGACGGUGUCGAUCUCUCUCCUCGUCCCUGCGUUGUGUGUGGUCUCGCGCUGCUCCCAGGGCUGUGCGUGAGAAGCGGCAUACGCAGGACUGGCUCGAGGUGCCUGUGGCGCUGGUCGACUGGCUGAACGUCUAUUUGUAUCGCUGCAACGCGCCCUGCGUCGCGGCGUCGCUCCUGCUCCACGCGGCUGCAGCGGGUCGGCUCGCCCCUUCUCUGCGGCCCCUGAGUCCCUUUGCUUCUUUGCGCGGGCCUUCGCCGCCUGCUUUCGCGUUUCGCCUCUCGGGGGGGCGGCGCCGGAGAACGGAUUGGGCGCAGGCCCUUUCGCGUGUAGCCUCGUCGACCUCAACCUCCGUGCUCUCCUCUCCCCGCGGGUUUUCCUCGCAGUCCGCGCACUCGCCUGCAUUCUCCAUGUCUCUCGCCGCGAGCGACGCGGAGGCAGAAUUAGCAGAGGCGGCAUCAGACGCGGAACCUGCACGCGAGCUGGGGACCUCUGCCGGCGCGGCGCCUCCGUCCGCAGCCCCGGUGACAGGGGGGGGGGAGGCGGCGGAGGGAGCGUCUCCACCGCCUCAAGCCCUGAGAAGCGGCGGCGCGUCUGCGGCGUUUGCGUGUCCGCGGGCGCGCGAGGAAGUCUUCGAGUGCGGAAUCUCGUCUCCCGACCUCGGCGCGCACUCGCGAUCGAGGUCUCGGUCGCCUUCGUCCUACUCGUCUUCUGGCGGCUCUCUGACGGCCUCCGCGGGCCGCGCGCCGCUGGCGCGCCCUCCAGUGGGGCUCUGCGUGCCUCGCGUGCGCGUCUGCACGCACACGUGGAAUAUCCCCAGCAUUCGCUUCUCGCUGUGUGCGUCCUUCCUCGCGUCGUGCUCCAUCGACCGCACGAUUCGCCUCACUCGCGCGCAGCCGGCGCCUCGCAACGGAGACACAGGAAGGAGGCGGGAGGCGCGUAGCUGCCGGCGUGAAGGCGAAGUUGGCGAGGUGCUGGCGGUCCGCGAAAUUCGAGGCUGGGCGUGGGCUGUCAGCUGGCUGGACGUGCGGAACCUAGGGAGCUUCGACUGGGACUCGGUCGCCGAUCUCUCUCUGCCUCCUCGUGGGAGCGCCCAGCUACCGCCUUCGAGCCCCGGAGGGGUGUUUGCCGCUGCUGCGCCUCCGCGUCGCCGCACUCCAGGCGCCACCGAGGCCGCGAGCUGGGCGGAGGAACGCCAGCGAGAAGAAGACCAGGCACAGUUUCAGCAGGACGCCAUCCGAGCUCUGCUCGAGGGCUGCGAACAACGCAUUCGCCACGAGUUCACGGACGUCGUCCGAUCCUCGUCAUUCAACCCCGUGACGGGCGCGCGGGUUCGCCCUCGCGCGAAAGCGAUCGCUGAAACCCUCUCACUGGCAGCGGGGCGCUUUUGGCGGGAGCGGAGUGCAGAGCGAACGCGCUGCCAGGAGGCGGACCCGCGCUCGGCUUCACGCCCAGGCCCAGGAGACAGUGGAGGAGACGGAGGAGACACUGGAAGAGACAGAGGGGACAGCGGAGGGGACAACGGAGAGAGAGAGCGCGGCGAGGCGGACGCGGGCGCCGCCCAGAGAACAAGCGGAAGUCGAGGGCGCUCGGAGAGCUCUGCAGCACAGAGACCGCCGGCGAGGCGAGAGCUCGAUGAGAACGACGACAGAACUGGAGAGGACGAGAGGAAGGAUAAAACUGCACCGGGGGAGGACACGCUUCUCGGCUUGUGUGCGUCCCCAUCGGCGGCGGCUGGUCGAGAGGCACGCGGUAGCCAAGCGCCUACAAACGCUUGGGAGGAGGCAGAGAGCGUGGACAGGGUGCAGGUGACAGGCUCGCCGCGAGUGGUUCGAUGGACCCCCGAAAUUGCAGAACGUGUGUCGCGGAGCCUGAUGCGCGAGUGGGAGAGCCUGCAGAGCGCGUGCCGUGCGCGGCUCGAAGAGGCGCAGCGGCAGUUCGUCGCGUGUGCGCAGAGCUACGAUGCGAUCGCGGAGGCCCUCCUGAGUCUUGAUCCCGCUCUUCUGCAGGACGACAAGGCCCUUCAAGAUGAAGUGAAGCUCCUUGUGGGCACGGCGGCCGCGCAGCGACGCGACCUCGGGCUGUGGAGGGGCCGCAUCCGCAGCAGUCUCUUGGCGUUGCCGUCUGCGACUUGCUCGUCUUCCGCUUCCUUCUGCUCGCUCCCUCUUCCGGCGUGCCUGGCGUCUCUUUCGUCACCGACUCUGCCGGGUUCUGCGCAGGCCUCCCCGCCGCGAUUUUCUCUCGAUUCGGCGCUGGAGGCCGAUGCGUUCCUCGCGCGCGCGCGGCUCCGCGCGCCUCAGCACUACCGCGGCGGCUUACACGUGCUGCGGCGCUUUCGCGAGCAAGCUGAGAAACGCAAUCGCGCGCUCGAGUCGCGCGUCAGCACCGUCCAGGCCCUCUUCGACGCGAAGGCAUCCAAACGGGACGGGCACUCCCCCCCGCAUGCGCCGGCGGAGAGAAGGGCGGAGGCGGAGCUGUCUUUCGAGAGCUUCCGCAGAGGCCUGAGUAGGGGGGAGGGCGCGGCGACCCCGCGAGAGACAACACAGAGUGAGACACACGAGGCAUUGCACAUGCCGGUGAAGGGGGAGAAAGAGCCGAGCAGGCCAGCAGCGCCGGCGUCGCGCGAAGGAGGGAAUCAGGGCACUUCGACGAGGGCGCUUGAGGCCUGCAGAGACCGACGGGAGGCUGCGGCCGCCCCGAAGGAAGAAAAAGGCGCGCAGCGCCGGCACGCCACAGAGCCGACGCGAGGGCCGGCAGCCGAAGGAGCCGACGCGGGGGAGGGCAGAGGAAGAAGCGGGCGCGAGACGGCAGUUCUCUCAGGGGCCUCGCCCGCGGGUGCGGAUUCGCCGACCGACAUCUGCGCAAUUCCGCGACUCAACAAGCAUCCCUCGAGCAUCCAAAUCGACCUCCUCCUUCGGCGGAUGGGGGCGGGGCGGCGCCAAGACCCUCACGCAGGGAGCUGCCGGGUGUGGGGGUGUCCGCGCGCCGACUUGACUGCAUCUCCUUUGUUUGCGCUUGAGCGCCGAGGCGGAGACAGCAGCGGCCGCGAGCCGGCCCCGCGAGCGGAGCCCGAGCCGGACGCCGCGAUGAGGGUCGCGGAGUGGAGGGCGGCUCUCGAGCGCUUUCUGGUCUUCCCUCCGGAGGACCAAGACGCCGCGGCGCUCUCCGCCCUCCUGCCGCCGCCGCCGUGUGCGUCGCCCCUCCCCCGCGCCUCGUCGCUACGCGCGUCGCCCUGCCCCUCUGCGUCCUCUGCCUCGUGUGUGGCGGCUGCGGCGCCUCGCCCUCGCGCGCCCUGGACUCCGCGCGCCGCCCUGUUGCGUGCGUUUGGAGGCCCGGCCGGAGGAGGGGGGACGACGCGCCCUCGAGGCGCCGGCGAGCUCGCGAUUCGCAGUCCGAGCGAGGACGGAGACACCGCGCAGACGAGCAGGAGCCAGCGCGGCGCGAGAGGAAAGGUGGCGGGGGAGGGGGAGGCGCGCGAGGCGUCGCAGUCGCUAGGCACCGUGAACGACGAGGAGAAGGCGAAGCUGGCUCGCCAGUUGCUUGUGGCAACGGGCGAGCGGUCGCUGCACCUGCUGAAGCCGCGCUUCGAGCUCGUUGAGAACUCCGCCGAAAGUGGAGGCGAGAGCGACGGAGAGGCCUCACGGGGGGACAGGCGUGGGGACGCGGCCGUCGCGCAGGCGCGCAAGGCCCUCGAAGGAGGCGACAGAGCGCAUAGGGGCGCGCAGGGUGCUGCGUGGUCUCCUUCUUCUUCGCGCCAAUGGCGAGUCGAGCUGGAGCGCGUGGCCUUCGUGCAAGACGUGUAUCCCGCGCGGAACGCCGGGAGCGACUCUCCGCGGCUCUGUCUCCUCCGCGCGAUCGACGCCGUUGGGCUCUUCGUCUGCGGCUUCCAGUUUGGCCAGCCAGUGGUCGUCUACGCCGUAGAGAAGGCCUCGCCAGACAAGUUCUUCCUGCGAGUCGUCGCCAUGCUCGCCGCCACCGACAACGCUCUCAAGCGAAGGCCUGAGGAACUCAGCGAUUUGGCUGCGGAAGAUCGGCUGCUUUUUGCGACGCACAAGUUCAAAGAGGACACGUACACCGCCUCGCGCGUCAGCGGCCUUGCCCUGUGGCACCGCGUGCUCAAGGAAGGCGAAGCGGCCGACGAUGGAGCUGCUGAGCGGGAGGGCAACCGAGGCACCUGCGUUAGAGCCCGCGUCUACAUCUUGACCUACUCUCUCACUCUCUUGUGCUACGAGUUCACCUAUGCCAACGGAGGAUGCCGCGCGUCUUCGCCGUCGGUAUCUUCCGCCCUCCCGAAAGAACACUGGAAUGAAGAAGCUCUCGAGUUGCCUCCGGGUCCCGAAGGCGCCUGCAGCACAGAAUGGACGAGAAAAAAUGAGUCUGCGGGUGUGGCAGGUCUCGAGAGCUGUCAAUCCGCUUGUCUUUACCCCGGGGCCGGGGUCGCGCGGGGAGGAGGAGGAACCUCUUCAUACUGUUUCCACGAUGAUUUCGAGGUCAUUCUGGAAGAAGAGAGAGACUUCCUUCUGUAG
This is a messenger RNA of Besnoitia besnoiti, 4566 nucleotides long. RefSeq lists its product as uncharacterized. The record is from RefSeq and is a predicted model, not a curated record. The transcript has 7 exons. NCBI's taxonomy places the organism in Eukaryota, Apicomplexa, Conoidasida, Eucoccidiorida, Sarcocystidae. The coding region runs from base 1 to 4566 and encodes 1521 amino acids.